AUGGAUUAUUCAUCAUGGAUUAACACCUCCUUGGAUCUCAAUAUUAUUCCCCGCAGGAUUCAUGAAGAAUUUCCCAAAAAGGAGGUGGAAACCAAUUUUUUCUCUCUGGGGCUGAAGAAAUCUUCCGUAAAAGAAGAGUCUUCUGGUGCCUUGGUGGAGGAGCUGAAGCGGGUGAGUGCAGAGAACAAGAAGUUGACCGAAAUGCUCACAGAGAUGUGUGAGAACUACAAUGCUUUGCGAAGCAAUUUGAUGGAAUAUAUGAGGAAGAACCCUGAUAAGGAGCUCAGUCCAUCGAAGAAAAGAAAGUCAGAAAGCAGCCACAACAAUAGUGUUCCAGUGGGAAUCAACGGAAACUCUGAAAGCAGCUCAACCGAUGAAGAAUCAUGCAAGAAACCAAAGGAAGACAUAAAGACAACGGUUUCAAGAGUUUACGUGAGGACAGAAGCAUCUGACUCGAGCCUUAUUGUUAAAGAUGGAUAUCAGUGGAGGAAAUACGGUCAAAAGGUGACCAGGGAUAACCCUUCUCCAAGAGCUUAUUUCAAGUGCUCUUUCGCUCCAAGCUGCCCGGUCAAAAAGAAGGUGCAAAGAAGUGUGGAUGAUCAAUCUGUUCUGGUUGCAACUUAUGAAGGAGAGCACAAUCAUCCCCACCCUUCUCAUAUGGAGGUAACCACAGGCUCCAACCGUGGUAUGACCCUAGGUUCGGUACCAUGUUCAGCGUCUCUUAGCUCUUCCACACCAAUGGUUACCCUUGACUGGACCAAAUCAAAGUCCCGCAGCGAUUCAAAGAAUAUUUCUCCCAAAAUCGAUACACCAGAAGUCCCUAAGGUUUUGGUAGAACAGAUGGCUACUUCCUUGACCAAGGAUCCUAAUUUCAGAGCAGCACUAGUUGCUGCAAUCUCAGGAAAAAUGUUGCACAAUAAUCGAGUACAAAAUGAGUGA
This is a messenger RNA of Sphenostylis stenocarpa, 939 nucleotides long. The record is from the annotation of a GenBank genome assembly. Lineage: Eukaryota; Viridiplantae; Streptophyta; Magnoliopsida; Fabales; Fabaceae.